Saccoglossus kowalevskii is the source of this 1924-nucleotide messenger RNA. RefSeq lists its product as uncharacterized. Lineage: Eukaryota; Metazoa; Hemichordata; Enteropneusta; Harrimaniidae. Gene Ontology annotation, biological process: cell-matrix adhesion. The record is from RefSeq and is a predicted model, not a curated record. Gene Ontology annotation, cellular component: cell surface.
GCUCCUUGAAAGGCGGUACCGUCGACAGUGUCUUCAAGUAUCCUGCGUGUUUAAUCGACGGUGAUCAGUUACGAUGAAAACGCUGUCAGUGCUACUGUGUGCCGUGCUAUGUCUGAUGGCAGAUCAAGGCCUUGCACGCACCGUGCAUAUCAAGAAUAACAUGAUUAUACCACAUCGUUUGGUUAAGCGACAAAACGAUGGUAGUACUGGUGGUAGUACUGGUGGUACAGGUGGUAGUACUGGUGGUGGUGGAUCCUUCAAUGAUCCUCAGCAAGCUCUGGAUGAUUUUACAGGAGCUAACCCCAAUGCCCCUCUUGAUGGUCCAAGGCCAGGAAGGCCAGAAGGAAGUGGGAGACCAACUUCUGGAGAAAGCUAUGAAGAGGCUUUAGCGGCUCUGCAGGCAAUCAAUAAUGUUGUAGCGGCUGCUUUCACCAAUGAAGAUCUCUCAUCUUUAACACCUGCACAAUUGCAACUUAUUUCUCCAACGUUGUUACUUCUGGCUCCGGCUACCACUAUUGAGACGUUAACUGCUAGCCAAGCCCAUACAUUGAUUGCAAACUCACAAUUACGUGACGGAAGAGCUAUUAAAAGAAUUGUGUUCAUUCUCGCUGGUGUCAACAAUGGUGCAUUAAUACUGGCCCCUGAUACAGGGCUUUUGGACCUAUGUAUUGCUACUGCUCAGCAUCGACAAAACCUCCAUCGUAACAUUUCUGAACGUGAAAUGGAGACUGCAUAUGAUGAGGUAAGCCAAGCUGGAGUAGAAGAAAUGCAGGCACAAGCUCCAGGCUUUGAAGCGUUAAGUAUGGGUGCUAGACGAGCUCUACUUGAAGUUUGUGAGCUGCCCAUAGAUGCCGGAUUCUUUGGUCCUAUCACAGGCUGGACACAAGCUAACAUCAGGCGACUAGGAGGAUUUAUACUCUCGGGUAUGAUGGGUAUGCAUGCAAGCCGUAUUCCAUUAAAUCGACUUGAUGAUGUGAUUAAUCUGAUCAACCAGUUCAGAAUGCAAAUUGACAGGAUGGCUCUUCAGGCAUUGUUAACCAAAUUUAUCCAAGCCAAAGGUGAACCAAAUACUUGGACUAGUGAUGACCUUCAGUUGUUAGGAACACUUUUCACUGAAUUACCAGGUCAUAUAUGUGGAAAUAUCCGUAAAAAUGUGCUGAGAAACACCAUAGAGCAUAUUGGUAGACUUGACUUCUCUGGGAAGGCUGAAUGUGUUAGAGCUAUUGUGGAUGCCAUUGAGGAUCCUAACAAUCCAUAUGAUUUGACUGAUAUAAUGAAUGUCAUGAAUCUUGGUGGUUUCAUCAUAGCACGACUUAGUCCAGAAAAAGCUGCUGCUGCCAGAGAAACUGUUAGUACUGCUAUUGCCAAUGAAGUAGAAGGUUCUGAAGCUAGACGUGAUUAUGAAAGACUCCGUACUCGUAUAGAUUUUUUUAUGAGCAGUGGGGCACGGAAAGAUAUCUGUGAUCAAGUACGCCAACAGUUUGAUCCAAAUGGCCGUCCUGAACAACUGUCUGACGCAGAGGUGCAGGAGUUCCUGACAUCAAUUCCCGCCAGUUCUUGCGGUAGCAAUGUACUUUCAGCCCAUGACAUAAGAAACAUGAACAACGAAGGUCUGUGUGCUGCUAUCGAUGAGGAUAAAGCAUUCGCAGGUGCUGAAUUCAACAGGCAACAGUCAAAGGCAUGCUUUGAUGGAUAUCGUCAAUGUCAUGGGAAUAUCGGAGCUGAGCAGAUCAGCAAUCUUGGACCUGCUUGUUUAGGCGGUGCCAGUGCUGAGACCAUCCGUGAUAUGUCUGACCUAGCUGAUAACAUGGACGUUGUCAGAGAAGCUGCAAAACUUCUUUCACUUGCCGCCCGAGGAGAAGUUGUACGAAAGUGUUACAACAAUCAAGAAGUAAUUCUUCUGUUGGAUAACUGGAGCCUGUGA